Molecule: messenger RNA, 3239 nt
Organism: Salvelinus fontinalis (brook trout)
Lineage: Eukaryota; Metazoa; Chordata; Actinopteri; Salmoniformes; Salmonidae
Gene: adamts3
Product: ADAM metallopeptidase with thrombospondin type 1 motif, 3
Exons: 19
Biological process (GO): extracellular matrix organization; proteolysis
Cellular component (GO): extracellular matrix
Molecular function (GO): metalloendopeptidase activity
Source: RefSeq, a predicted model, not a curated record
AAUCACCCAUUUGGCCAAAUAUAUAUUCUCUCAGACUCUUUUCCCGCUCUCUCUCCAGGCUGGUAUGAUCCGGACAGACUCAGAUGAGUACUUCAUUGAGCCGUUGGAGAGAGGGACUCAGGAACAUGAGGACCAGGGCAGAGUCCAUGUUGUCUACAGGAGAUCUGCUGUUCUACAGGCCCCCUCUGACAUCUCAUUGGACUACCAACUGGAAGAACCAGAAAUAGAGCUGUCCCUGCCAGGUGUUCCGGGGGUUCUAGACCAGCUGUCCCUGCCAGGUGUUCCGGGGGUUCUAGACCAGGUGUCCCGGCAGGUGAACCAGGCGGUGAGGAAGCGCCGCCACGCCGGAGAUGACGACUACAACAUUGAAGUUCUCCUGGGUGUCGACUACUCUGUGGUGCGUUUCCACGGCAAGGAGCAUGUGCAGAACUACCUGCUGACCCUCAUGAACAUUGUGAAUGAGAUCUACCACGAUGAGUCUCUAGGAGUCCAUAUUAAUGUGGUGUUGGUGAGGAUGAUCAUGCUGGGCUAUGCUAAGUCCAUCAGCCUGAUAGAACGAGGGAACCCGUCCAGGAGUCUGGAGAACGUGUGUCGCUGGGCGUUCGUUCAGCAGAAGGCAGACCAUAACCACUCUGAGCACCAUGAUCACGCCAUCUUCCUGACCAGACAGGGCUUUGGACCCACAGGCAUGCAGGGCUACGCCCCCGUAACAGGCAUGUGCCACACAGUCCGGAGCUGCACGCUGAACCAUGAGGAUGGAUUCUCCUCUGCCUUCGUUGUCGCCCACGAGACCGGACAUGUGCUGGGUAUGGAGCAUGAUGGUCAGGGGAAUCGUUGUGGAGACGAGACAGCCAUGGGGAGUGUGAUGGCUCCACUGGUUCAAGCUGCCUUCCACCGAUACCACUGGUCCAUGUGUAGUGGACAGGAGCUCAAGAGAUAUAUACAUUCGUACGACUGUCUCCUGGACGACCCGUUCAAACACGACUGGCCCCAGCUGCCGGAGCUGCCAGGAAUCAACUACUCCAUGGAUGAACAGUGUCGCUUUGACUUCGGAGUCGGAUACAAAAUCUGCACAUCAUUUCGCACAUUUGACCCAUGUAAGCAGCUGUGGUGCAGUCACCCUGACAACCCAUACUUCUGCAAGACCAAAAAAGGCCCUCCUCUGGACGGGACUGAGUGUGCUCCUGGGAAAUGGUGCUAUAAAGGUCACUGCAUGUGGAAGAAUGUCAACCGGGUGACGCAGGAUGGCUCCUGGAGCUCCUGGACGAAAUAUGGGUCCUGUUCCCGCUCCUGUGGGACCGGGGUUCGCUUCAGAACUCGCCAGUGCAACAACCCAGUCCCCUCUAACGGCGGUGGGGACUGUCCCGGGGUGAAUUAUGAGUACCAGCUGUGUAACACCGAGGACUGCCCCAAACACUUUGAGGACUUCAGGGCCCAGCAGUGCCAGCUACGCAACUCCCACUUUGAGUUCCACAACACCAAGCACCACUGGCUGCCCUAUGAGCACCCUGACUCCAAUAAGAGGUGCCACCUGUACUGCCAGUCGAAGGAGACUGCUGACGUGGCAUACAUGAAGCAGCUGGUGCAUGAUGGGACACGCUGCUCCUACAAAGACCCCUACAGCAUCUGUGUCAGAGGAGAGUGUGUGAAAGUUGGCUGCGACAAAGAGAUUGGUUCCAACAAGGUGGAGGAUAAGUGUGGAGUGUGUGGUGGGGACAAUUCUCACUGUCGUACCGUCAAGGGAACCUUCACCCGCACCCCCAAGAAAGCUGGUUUCCUUAAGAUGUUUCUGAUCCCUCCCGGGGCUAGACAUGUGAUCAUUCAGGAGCAUGAGGCUUCUCCUCAGAUGCUUGCGAUCAAGAACCAGGUGACAGGCCACUACAUCCUGAAUGGCCGAGGAGAGGAGGCUCGCUCCCGGAGCUUCAUAGACCUGGGAGUGGAGUGGGAUUACAUUAUAGAAGACGACGAAGAGACACUAUACACUGACGGACCCUUACACGACGCUGUGGUCGUACUGAUAAUCCCUCAGGACAACGAGACCAGGUCGACCCUGAUGUAUAAAUACAUCAUCCAUGAAGACUCUGUCCCCGUCAACAACAACAACGUCAUUCAGGAGGACACCUACGAAUGGGCCCUGAAGAGCUGGUCACAGUGUUCUAGACCCUGUGCUGGAGGGUUCCAGUACACUAAGUAUGGCUGCAGGAAAAAGGGUGACAUCAAGAUGGUCCACCGGGGAUACUGUGAUGUCAGCAAGAAGCCAAAACCCAUCAGGAGAAUGUGUAACCUACAGGACUGUACGCAGCCACAAUGGAUCUCAGAGGACUGGGAGCACUGCACUAAGACUUGUGGCAGUUUGGGUUUCCAUAUCCGGACGGUUCGCUGUGUCCAGUUCCUCAAUGAGGGGACCAACCGCUCAGUCCACAGCAAGUACUGCAGUGGGGAGAAACCAGAGAGCAGACGGCCCUGUAACAGACUGCCCUGCCCUGCACACUGGAGGCCUGGGGCCUGGUCAGAGUGCUCAGUGACAUGUGGUGAGGGGGUGGAGAGGCGCUUAGUGACGUGUCGUAUUGGAGAUCAGUGUAAUGGAGAGAGACCUGAGGCCCACAGACCCUGCAAACCAGGACCCUGUCACGAUGAGCCGUGUAACGGGGAUAAGUCUAUAUUCUGUCAGAUGGAGGUCCUGGUGAGAUACUGCUCUAUCCCGGGAUACAAUAAACUGUGUUGUGACUCCUGUGGCAGACGCAGAGGAACCCUGUCCCCCCUCCUAGUAGAAGCUGCCGAGAUGGACCAGGAAGUACGCUUUGCCGCCGCCUCCCAGCUCCGGGAGACUCAGUCGCCCAAUGGGACGCGUGAUUUGUCUCUUCGCUCUCUACUGACCCCCCGUGGAUCCUCAACGCUAUGCCCCAGCAUCAGACACGCCCACACGGUCCCACCCAGGAAAAGCUCCUUCCACCGCAGGGUUCCAUCCCCCAGUAGCCUCUCUGGCAGGAACCUGUCCAUCAUGAUGUCAUCACUUACUGCCGGUGGCGCGGUUCAGUCAGAUGCCACGGAGGGUCAAAGUUCAAACACGUUGAGGGAGAGCCGUUUGCUCAAAGAGACGGAGGUUGCUCUAACGGAGGUGGAGAGAUGAAGUGGGAUCGUUCCUCCUCUGGACUCCAUGCAGAUCACACUCCACCCUGCCUUUCUCACCUCACAACAUCACCGGAGGGGAGAGAGAGAGAGGGAGCGAGGGAGGGAAG